Molecule: messenger RNA, 4698 nt
Organism: Mizuhopecten yessoensis (Yesso scallop)
Lineage: Eukaryota; Metazoa; Mollusca; Bivalvia; Pectinida; Pectinidae
Exons: 2
Coding region: 177-2297 (706 amino acids)
Cellular component (GO): membrane
Molecular function (GO): hexosyltransferase activity
Source: RefSeq, a predicted model, not a curated record
GUACGAAUACAUUAGCCUAGUGAGCUCUGAUUGUAGGAAACCUGUUUUUGACGUCACCGUGUGGACUAUAGCUACCCGUGUAUAAAGACACUAGAAAGCUAUUACUGUAGGGGAUUCAGGAAUUUCUAACUAAACAUUUGUUGAACUGAUGCAGUAGUGGCAGAAAGUGAGGCACAAUGGGACGGCGACGGAUAUCUUCCUUUCGUGCAAAACCUAGGCAGUGUUUUUUUUGUUGCAUACUUGUUGUCACCUUCACAGUCGGCUACUUAAUGGGUUACUCAACGAAUUCACUGCAAAAAUAUUCUACACAUACGGAUUUUAGGAAUACAAAAUUGAAACAGGUAGUUUCAAACCAGGAUACGUGUGACAAACCCCGUUUAGUUCUAGGAAUGUUGACACCAGCCAUACAUAUUAACUACAGGAACGCGCAACGAUCAACGUGGCUGUCUACUAUUCAACGUUUACAAAACGAACUUCCAUUUAAAAUAACGUACAAGUUUCUAGUAGACCAAUCAACAAACGAAACAAUAAUAGAAAACAAUUAUUACAACGAUCUUGUAUUUCUUAAUGUAACAAGCCAUGGACGAGCAGUUAAAUUUGGGGAGAAAUUGUAUGUUUGGUUUAAAUACAUUCAUGAACACUAUCCUGAUGCUUUGCUUGGGGCGAAAGUAGAUGAUGACGUAUUUCUAUGUGUUCCUCAGAUUUUUAAAAGACUUGAUCAAUUGAAAUCGUCAAAAUUAUACUAUGGAUGGACACAUGGCGUCGGGUCACGCGUAAACAUAGACACACGUAUCGAUGAAAUGUUUGUGGUUGUUGGUAAAGACUUGCUAGAAAGAAUCGCAAAACGGAAGUAUUGUACCGAGAAGAAAUGCAACGCAAAUGAAGAUCUAAUUGAUACAGAUUUUGGCGGAACAUCUUUAGGAGCAUGGCUCUCGAUAUACGACGACAUAGAUUACCGGUCUGACAACAAAAGGAUUAUUCAAUUAGGCAAAGGCAAGGAAAGAGAAAUUUUGCUAAACAUCAAGCCAGGCUUUUGCUCGAAAUAUGUCCUUAACCAUAAAUCGUCUGUAGAAGUAAUGGAACAACUUCACGAAUAUAACAAACCCGGAAGUGUAUCUCUUCAUGAUGGAUUUAUCGGCGCUGUGACUGGAUCAUUGUUUUCCGGUAAAGUGGUAAGAACAUUUCUACCACAAUCAUUAACAAGUGAACACAAAUAUUUGGCUAUCUUGGACGAAAUGCCACCGUGCGAUAACUGGGCAGUUGUAACCACGAUUUUUUCUCCAUCGAAAGCUGUAAAAUACAUAGUGUCACUUUCAAAGUGGUGCUUAGUAAUAGUAGCGGACACGAAAACACCACUACAGGGUGCAUACCUUCAUGGACUUGGAAUGAAUAAUGAAACCUCCAAAAGAAUCAAAUAUCUUUCGUUGAAGGAACAGAAUACCCUGUAUCCUUUAUUAUCAGAAACUAUUCCAGUCAAACACUUCGGAAGGAAAAAUAUAGGGUAUAUAUAUGCAAUACACCACAAGGCUAAAUUUAUAUGGGAUUUUGAUGAUGAUAAUUAUGGAAUUUUAGAUAUAGAUGAUUUUAAACCAGAUUUCCAUUUGCCCCAUGUCACAGUGUGCAAUGAUGCACAGACUCAACUCGUGAACCCCUAUCCCUAUUUUGGAGUAAAAGAAACAUAUACCUGGCCUAGGGGUUUUCCUCUUCAAGAUAUUAAAAACAAAACAACUCUACCUAAGCUGUGUAACUCAAGUGAUUCAAUUACACUUGGCAUAAUUCAAUCAUUAGCGAAUCAGCAACCUGACAUAGAUGCUAUUUAUAGAAUGACACGUGACGCACCAUUUGACUUUAGUGCAACUAGACUAUCUCAUAAACCAUUCGUUUUACCCAGAAAUACGUAUACACCAUUCAACGCCCAGGCAACGUUAUGGCUAGCACCAGCGUUUACUUACAUGGCGUUACCUAUCAGCGUAAAUGGGCGUGUCAGUGACAUUUGGAGAAGCUACAUUGCGCAAUAUUACCUUCACAGAAAAAACGUUUGCUUAGCAUUUUCGUCACCUUCGGUGAUUCAAGAAAGAAAUGCUCAUAAUAUCUUAAGAGAUUUCAAUGCUGAGUUAGACUUGUAUCAAAAAAGUAAACAAUUGGUUGACUUUCUUGUAUAUGAACGUUUUAACGAUAAGUUAGACUUCGUAGAGAUGUAUAAAACUUUAUAUUCCAGACAAUAUUUAGAACAUCUCGAUAUUCAAUUUGCUGAAGCAUGGACAAAAACAUUGGAAAACAUCACCAAAUCAGAAUAAAUGUCCAUGCAGAAAGUGACUGGCUGAACAUCUGACAUUAUAAUUGAAAUUAUAUAUUUAUAACAUAUGUAGUUUGAAAUAGUGUUUAUAUAUAAAAUAAAUGUGAAUAGUUUGAAAUAGUGUUAAUACCUUAUCUGUAAAUAUUGAGAAACCUGGUUGCCAGUAGGUUCUGUGUCAACGGGUAUGUUUUCCUUGGGUUGCACACUAGGUUCAGUGUCACCGGUUAUGGUUUCCUGGGGUUCUAUAAUAGGGUUCAUGUUACUUGUGAUGACUUCCUGGGGUUACAUAGUAGGUUAUUUGUCACCCGGUAUAGUUUCCUAGGUUUCCAGAAAAGGGUCGGCUUCACCGGAAAUGGUUUUCUGGGGUUGCACAAUAGGAUACGUGUCAUGGGUUAUGGUUGACAUGGGUUCCACAAUAGGUUCUGUGUCAUGGGGUUUGGUUGUCAUGGGUUCCACAUUAGGUUAUUUGGUUUCCUUGGAUUGUUGCAUAAAUGCUGUGGUACCGGGAUGGUUUCCUUGGGGUUUACGACAGGCUAUGUGUCACAGGGUAUGGUUUUCUGGGGUUCUUCAAUAGGGUUUGCGUCACCGGUCAUUGUUUCCUGAUAUUGCACAAUAUGAUAUGUGUCACAGGGUAUAGUAUCAUGGAGUUCCAGAAUAAUGCCUAUGUCACCAUUAUUGUUUUACUGGGAUUGCACAAUAGGUUUGUGAUACCGGGUAUGAUUUUUUUGGUUCCAGAAUAGGGUUCGUUUAACCGAGUAUGGUUUUCUGGGGUUCAAGAAUAGGGUCUGUGUUACCAGUUAUGGUUUCUGUGAGUUCUACAACUCUGUCACUGGGUUUGAGUUCCUGGGGUCUGUGUCAUGGGAUAUGGUUUCCUUGGAUGGCACAAUAGGAUAUGUGUCACCGGAUAUGGUUUCAUGGGGUUCUUUAAUCGGGUCUGUGUCAUGGGUUAUGAUUUCCUUGGAUGGCACAAUAGGAUGUGUGUCACCGGAUAUGGUUUGAUGGGGUUCUUUAAUCGGGUCUGUGUCAUGGGUUAUGAUUUCCUGGGGUUGCACAAUUGGUUCUGUGUCACUGGGUAUUGCUUCCUGGGGUUGCAAAAUAAGGUGAGUGUCACUGGGUAUGGUUUCCUAGGGUUUUACGACAGGCUCUGUGUCACAAUAUGAUAUGUGUCACAGGUUAUGGUGACACGGCGUUCCAGAAUAGUGCCGCUGUCACCAUUUUUGUUUUACUGGGAUUGCACAAUAGGUUUGUGAUACCAUGUAAAGUUUCCUAGAUUUGAACAAUCGGUUCUGAGUCACUGGGUAUGGUUUCCUUGGAAUGUACGAUAGGUUUUGUGUCACCGGUAAUGGUUUUCUUGGGUUCUUCAAUAGAGUCUGUGUCACCGGGUAUUGUUUCCUGAUAUUACACAAUGGGAUAUGUAUCACACAGUAUGGUUUCCUGGAGUUCCAGAAAAGUAUCUAUGUCACCAUUAUGGUUUCUAGGGGUUCUAAAAUAGGUCUGUGUCACCAGUUAUGGUUUAUAUGGGUUCUACAACAGGGCCAGUGUCACUUUGUUUGAGUUCCUGGGAUUCUUCAGUAGGGUCUGUGACAUGGGUUAUGGUUUCAAUGGAUUGCACAAAAGGAUAUUUGUCACCGGGUUUGGUUUCCUGGGGUUCCAGAAUAGUGUCCCUGUCACCGGUGUGGUUUCCUAUGAUUGCCCUAUAGUUUUUUGGGGGUUCUGUGUCACCAGAUACGGUUUCCUGGGGUUCCACAAUAUGUUCAUUUUGUAAUUUGAACAAAAAUUACCCAAGACAAAUUCUUUGUCAAUCAAAUAGUGUAAAUAUCUAUUGAGUCGACUCGAAACCGCUGACAACUCACUAUGCCACGGUGUGCUCAAAAAUGAAGUUAGCUGUCACGAAUCAUAGAUAUAUUUCGGUCAAUUGCACUCUACUACUGCAGGCAUUCAAGAGGACGGUUAACAUAUUUACCCGUUCCUCCCCUAAGUGAACGAAGCUGCAAAGGUCAUAUGAGAUAUGAUAAAUACAAUAACUUAUCCAAUUCUACCGACACAUUUGAAUCAAAUCUUAAAUGUUUGGCUUACGCAUUAUAUAAUGAUUUUGGUUUGUUGGUAUUUUACGUCCUAUUAACAGCUAUUGUCAUUUAAGGAGGUGCGAUGUUUUGGUUGUGGAGGAAAGCUGGGGUUCCCGUAGAGAAACAACCGAACUACGGCCAGUACCUGGCGACUGCCACACGUAGGUCUCGAACAUACCAUGUAAAUAAUUACAAGUAUUUUUUGUUUUAAUGGUUUUCUCAGUUUGUGAACUUAACGUUGUUGAUCGUGCAGUUUAUGUAACUUAUUGUAAUGAGCUCAAUUUCGUUAUUUUUUUCUGUUUUUGUAUUGACGUUAAUAAUGUUUGUAAAAUGUAA